Messenger RNA from Xenia sp. Carnegie-2017, 2859 nucleotides. RefSeq names its product DNA repair protein REV1-like. Gene Ontology annotation, cellular component: nucleus. Bases 91 to 2700 code for a protein of 869 amino acids. Gene Ontology annotation, biological process: error-prone translesion synthesis; error-free translesion synthesis. Gene Ontology annotation, molecular function: deoxycytidyl transferase activity; damaged DNA binding; DNA-directed DNA polymerase activity. The record is from RefSeq and is a predicted model, not a curated record. NCBI's taxonomy places the organism in Eukaryota, Metazoa, Cnidaria, Anthozoa, Malacalcyonacea, Xeniidae. The transcript has 16 exons.
AUUUCGACGAAUGCAAUCAAUGCAAUCAGUGCAUAAGACACUAAACACAAAGCUCGAAGUUUACAUUUCAGCAAGGAAGGUAAUGCAGCUAUGUCAAUAUUGCCGUCCUUCGGCUUGAAAGAAAGAAAGCGUGAAUUGGAACCAAAUAACGAAUGGAGUGAAUACAUGAAAGCAAAAAUAUGUAAGCUGGACCAACAGUAUGAUGUUUGUGAAAGCAGGAAUGAUGUCAACGAUGCUCGUAAAGAUCUUUUCAAAAACGUUGUCAUAUUUGUCAAUGGUUAUACAGUUCCCAGCUCUGAUGAGUUGAAAAUCUUAAUGAAAAAACACGGCGGUGGUUAUCAACAUUACUAUUCCAAGUCAAAAUGUACUCAUAUUAUCGCCACAAAUCUUCCAGACAGUAAAAUAAAAGAUUUGAAAACAGAAAAAGUUGUUCAUCCCAACUGGAUCGUAGAGAGUAUAAGGCAUGGUACACUCUUACCUUAUCGCCAAUUUCUUCUUUAUGGCGGGAAGAAUGAUGCUGGAACUGCAACAACGUUUAUAGGAUCAUCUUCUAAAUGCUCUGAGGACAAACCUCAUCCAUUUGCUUCUUCACUGGAUACUUGUACACGAUUAGAAGAUUUCGAAAAAGAAGGCUCCUCUAGAAAAAACGAACAGGAGAAAUCAAACGAUGUUGGUAGAAAUGAAAAGUCGAAAACAUCCAUUCCAAAAGCUGGUGAUGAAAACUUCCUGACAGAUUACUAUACUCACUCGCGCUUGCAUUAUCUUUCUACGUGGAGUGCCGAGUUUCGCGAUUUUAUCAACAAUUUGAUUCACUCGACUCAGCUUAAGCGACCGGCGAGGAAAAUAUCUGGCAGUCGUUUACAAAGAAAUUCCUUUAUAAUGCACGUUGAUAUGGAUUCAUUUUUUGUUUCUGUCGCUUUAAGAACACGCCCUGAGCUUCGAGGAAAACCUGUGGUUGUGUGUCAUGCAAAACAAGAUAAGUCAACCAGUUCGACGUCAGAGAUUGCAUCAUGUAGUUACGAAGCGAGAUCUUUCGGUGUAAAAAAUGGCAUGUGGCUUGGUAACGCUCGUAAACUAUGUCCUCAUCUUGUGUGCGCUCCUUACGAGUUUGAAGAGUAUCGUCGCGUAUCUCAGCAGUUAUACGAAAUAAUUGCUAGUUAUACCCAUCAAAUACAGGCCGUAAGUUGUGACGAAUGCUUUGCUGAUCUCUCCGACUACAUGGAGUCAGAAUGUUUAACAGCAUCCGAGGUGGCACGAAUGAUACGUGAGGAUAUAAUAAGUAUAACUAACUGUCCUGCAUCUGCUGGCAUUGCCUCAAAUAUGUUAUUGGCUCGAUUGUGUACCAGAGUUGCGAAGCCAAAUGGACAAUUUCAUUUGCCCGACAAAGAUGUUCCAAAAUUUAUAGGUAAACAAAUGCUUUCUGAUCUUCCUGGUGUUGGUCAUGCCCUUAAUGAAAAGCUUAUGUCCUUUAAUAUGGUUACAUGUGAACAGUUGCAGUCACUGUCAAAGUUAUUUCUACAGCAAGAAUUUGGGGAAAAAACUGGAGAAAAAUUGUUCAAGUACAGUCGUGGUAUCGACGAUAGAAAGUUAAAGCUUGAACAAGAGCGAAAAUCUGUCUCUGCUGAAAUAAAUUACGCCAUCAGAUUUGACGAGAAAUCUGAACCAGAGAAGUUCAUCGAUGACCUCUCGAACGAAGUGUACAGAAGAUUAAAAAACUUCGGCGUGAAAGGAAAGCAGAUUAUGCUCAAAUUAAGUAUACGACAAAAAGAUGCUCCAAUCAAUCCUAAGAAAUUCAUGGGUCACGGAUUAUGCGAUAACAUAUCGCGAACUGUCAACUUAAAAUCAUACACUGACGAUCCAAACGUGAUUGCAAAAGAGUGUAAGACCAUGCUCAAAGCACUAUCUUCGUUUGCAGUAUCCGAUAUUCGUGGCAUGGGAAUUCAGGUGGCGAAACUUCUCCAUGGUAACCACGAAACUCCUGUCCAAACGCUAGACGACUUUAUAUCAUCAACACGUUCAUUGCAAGUGCCAAGGAAAGAAUUUCUUUCGAAUAAAUUGAAAAACGAAGAUCAUCGAUUUAAAUCACGAGUCCCUGUACUGAGAAAGGAAACCUCUCCACGCGCAAAGACAAGGGGAUCACCAAAAAAGUGGCCGAAGACAAACGAUGUCUCUUCUUUCAAGACUAACACGUUUAGUAAUUCUUAUCUUUUCUUACCCCGUGAAAUAGACCUUUCCGUGUUUCAUUCCCUACCUGAUGAUUUGAAGAAGGAAGUUGAGACAUCGUACCGAUGGAUGAACGCGCCUCUUACAAUCAGCCAUGAAAAAACGACAUCAGUUUCCAUUGCAAAUCAGAAUUUGUCUAAUAAUGAUCAGAAAAUUGACACACAAAAGACAAGUCUUUGCCUUGCCGAGUCAUUAUCCGAAGUAAAAGAUCUCAUUAAACGUUGGGUUGAGGAUACGAACGUACCAAUACGUGAAGAUGUUGAUAUAUUUGUCAAUUAUCUCGACCAACUGUGUCGUCAUAAUGACCUGGAAAAGUUGUGUUUGAUUCUCAAGUACUACAGACGGUUAGCAACACGAAGAGAAACCUUGCAACCCACUUUUAACAGUGUCCUCGAAAGAAUUCAAGAGAAAAUGAACGAGAAAAUCAAUGGACAGUUUCGUCUUAAGCAAUUUGUGAUCGCUAUUCCCAAGAUGUGAUUAAUAGGAAUGGUUAGAAAAUUAUUAUUAUAAUGUGUAAAUAUUAAUUAUUAUAAUGUGUUAUUAUAGCUACUGUAUAAAUUUAUACAUUAUUGCAAAUGUAUCUUUUUAGUUUAUGUCAUAAAAUGUAACAUGCGUGUUGAUGCGCCGAUGACGAAA